Messenger RNA from Symbiodinium sp. CCMP2456, 749 nucleotides. The record is from the annotation of a GenBank genome assembly. NCBI's taxonomy places the organism in Eukaryota, Dinophyceae, Suessiales, Symbiodiniaceae.
AUGACAGAAGCUUCGGGCAGCUGUGGCAAGGAUGGCAGCAGCACUCAUGCCUUGCAGGGCGCUGCGUAUGUCUUGCGGCACUUCAGCUUAGGUGUCACUCGAAUACCCCUCAACUGCAUGUCUUGCGCAAGCUUCAACCGCCACGGUGCUGGCGUUUCGGGCAAACACGCCCACAACGUCAUACGCAGGAUCUUUACCGUGGAGGGACUACAGGUCUGGCGGUAUCGUCACGGCGUCUGCAUCCAGCCGCCCGCUGCAGACCCGAUGCAAUUCAGUCGCUUCACGAACGAGUACGUGAAGAAGCAGAAGGAUCUCUUGGCAUCGGUGCCAGACAGGCCAUUGCCAGGAAAAACCUUCUAUGACACGGGCCUUCCCGUGAGUCCAAACAUGGAAGACGAAGAAGUGGCGACGACCAUCUCGGAGGGCAUGUGGUUUCAAACCCUCAAGUACGAGGCCUAUGAGAAGCAUCGGGAGGCAAUCGAGGCACUCAUGACAGGAGAUAACUUGGACGCGGCAUUUGCUCUGGCCGAAACGGAGAUGAGCUUGAUUGCAAGUUACUUCAAGAGUUGCCGGAUUGCCGUGCCGAAGCCAGGGCAAACGCAGUAUGAUGCGAUCUCUGAACAGUUGUUCCUCGGCAACAACUUCACUGAAGAUCUUCGGGUGUCUGCGUACAACUUCGCCAAAGUGAUCGGUGAUUCGCAGCUUGAGCUUCUCGUUGACGCAUAUCAGGCGUACGUCAAUCCGACCGA